AUGGAGUCCCAAUUCACGAACGCAGAGCUUCAACUCGGCAUAGAGCGAAGUCGUAAAUACAAAGGAACCGCUAAAAUCGACCUGGAAGACAUUGCCUUCUAUCCAGACAUCUCACAGUCCCUUGAGCAGCACAAUGUGGACCGACUCUGUACAAUAUUUCGAAACGAAGGAUGCCGCCGACUGGAGGUUCAGAACCAUGUGACUGCCGUAGUUUCCCAGCAACACCUCCAUACUGCGCUACAAGCGGCCGGAAAGACCCCCGAUGUAUUACUGACUUUGGACCCAAAUCUGUUUCCUCACCUUCGAUUCCCCGCUCAUCAGGUCCGUUGCCUACACGGUCGACAUCGGAUCCGAGCCGGCAAGGAAGUCCUCCCUAUCAGCGAUCGCUGGUGGACGGUGGACCUGUACCUGGAAGAUAUCAGCCAAGAAUUACGCUCGGCUCUCAUCGAUGAGUACGCCAAUGAAAAACAGCCAAGCGACGGAGAAAUCUACCGCAAAAUCCGUCAAUAUCAACGGGAACACAAUGCUGCCUUUGAAAAACGAUGGUGGGCACGCCUGAGCGAAGAUAAGGCUCGACGUCUUCGACAGCUUUCUAACGAUAUUGACCUCCGCUCGGCAUUUGAUGGGUUGCUGCCCAUCCCUGGGCUCUGGGGAGGAAUGAGCUUGGGAAACCUCGGAAAGAUGAUGGCAUUGAAGUGUGAUGAGGAAAUCGUGCGUUAUCUGAGCAUCCACCUGAGAGGAUUCUGGGUGUCUCUGGUCAGUUCCGACCCCGCCCAUCCGGAUAUCGACGCGAUGAUGAAAGUCGACUCCCACAGUGUGGACAGGUUGGAGCUUCUGGCGCCGGGAGCAUCUCUCACGGAUGCCAGAACUGUCGAAGGUUGGUUGGCUAGUGGCGAGGUCUUUCGCGGAUUCAGCCCUUUGGAGAGACGUCGGAUGUGGGAAUGGCUGCGAGACUAUGAUGGCAUUAUUCCCUCGCUGCGGUCCUUCUUUCAGGAUCUUGAGUAUCUCAAGUCUUGUGCUGAUACGGUCAAACGUCUCGUGAAACCGACCAAAAUGGCACCCACCCUCCGCAAGGCCAUGGAACGUCAUUGGGUUCCUAGUGAGGUCGAAGAGGGAAUACCCAUCCAGACGUCUGAAUGUACUUUCGAGCAGCGUUCCGGCAGCCGUCUCAUGCAUCAGGCGCUGGCUUAUCGGCAGGUCUGGCUAUAUGCGAUGCGUCAUUACCCGCAAAUGCCGAGGGACCCGACCAAACCAGACCGAAAGGCGAAACCGAGAAAUGGGAAAGUGGAUGAAACGGCGAUUUACGAGAUGGCGAAACUCGCGCGACAGCUCGGCUUCCAAUCGACCGCGAUUGAGACUUUGAUCGAUCAGUCGCCCGAUGUGCUGAUUGCACGGCGCGUCCUGCUCGAGGCACGGCAGCCGGACCGCUAUGAAUACCAUGCCGAUGUUUUCCACACAUUGGUUCGUCAGAUUGUCGAAUGCUUUUCAGUGGCCACCCCUCGCGAACAUCUCUUCCCUUCCGAUCCCCCGGGGAAUUCUUCGGCCGAUUUGCAGGCUCGUAGUGGACUUCCCACCAUCGAUGCGCAAAAAAGCGACAGUCGGUUUCUUUUCCUCCCUCAUCUCCAUGGAAGCCGCGUGGUCGCAGAGACGGUAUCGACCUGGUAUGUGAGGCGAUGCGUAUACUUGGCUUUUUUCGGACCGCUG
Messenger RNA from Talaromyces proteolyticus, 1704 nucleotides. RefSeq lists its product as uncharacterized. The record is from RefSeq and is a predicted model, not a curated record. The annotation marks the transcript as partial. The transcript is spliced from 3 exons. Lineage: Eukaryota; Fungi; Ascomycota; Eurotiomycetes; Eurotiales; Trichocomaceae.